AUGGAGAGUAUGGAGGAGCGUGGAGGAGUGAAUCAUGGAGACUCAUCGGAGCAGAGAAGUGGUACCGAUACUCAAAAUGAAGCUCCUGGACACUUUCUGGGGACCUCGAAGCGAUCCAGUCUGUCGCCGAGCAAACGGUCCGAAUCGCCUGUCAAGAAGAAGCCAAGGGUGAGCUCGUCAAAGAGCCGUUCCACAAGUCCGGUCAAGAAGGCCGCGAGACAUGCGAUCGAUCAGACACGGGAGAUCACAUACGACGCUUCCAUGGAUAAUGACGCUCUGGCGGCUUCCACACUCGACGAUUCCGAUAUCAUUGACCCUGUUCAAGCCCAAAUUGCGGACGAGUACAGGAGAGAACGUGAUCGAAAGCAGGAGGGGAAAGCGAAUGAAGUGAUCCAGCAGCUUAUGACACCGCCGUCGACUGCAGAGGUCUUCCGACAGGAUGAUCAAAGCGCAAAGUCACCUCCUGUAGAUGUAUACGCAGAACCAAUCGCUGUUCAUUCGAAUCUGUCUGGAGAGCCAGGAACUAUGGAAGGAGAAGAGGAGAUUGAUGGAGGGGAUAUGGUGGUCGAUCUGGUACCGCCCUCCGAGUUUGGAUUAUCGGUCAUUCCCAGUCGUCCAGAAUCACCUCAGAAAGGCAACACCAAACUUCAGGGCAAAUCGAAAGAAUCGAAAAAUACCACCAUGAAGGUUCCUAAAGUGUCGAAAAAGGUAAAACCCGCAUCCAAGUCAGCGCCGAAGAAGACCGGACCAAGCUCAAAGAAGGAGAAAUUCAAGGUUGACAGCAUCAAAGAGUCUGCAAGAGGUCGCGCAGGAAGCGUCUCGAGUGGUAUCGCGCCGUCCGAUCCUGUCGACACUUCUGAAGCCGCAACGCCGAUUCAUCAGACUGAAUCCGUAGCUUCAGAUGAUGAUGCCGUUUAUUGUAUCUGUCGGAAACCUUAUCGGGACGAGGAUGAGGAUGUGAUCAUGGUCGCAUGCGACAACUGUGAUGAUUGGUUCCAUCCUGCAUGCGUUGGGAUCGACGAGAAAAAGUUGGACUUGCUGGAUAUUUACAUCUGCGCGCAGUGCGAGCCGAAAACGCCUCUGAGAACGUCAUACAAACGGGUCUGUAGAAGAGAGCAUUGUGACAAGUCAUUGACCGACGCAAAGCAAAAGUACUGCUCGUCCGCCUGUGCAUUCCGGCAUAUGGCUGCACAAGUCCCUCCGACGUCUAACACCAAGUUGCUGAAGCAAAUGUCGGCAUUCUUUGUCGGUCUUCCCGCGCCAAAACCUAAUGUCUCCGUGAUCCACCAUCUUGGAGCCAUGCCUUCGAAGCCGGCGCAUCAAGACAACGAGAUGGCAGCACUUACCCGUCAGAUGGCCGUAGUCGACCAGGCUAUUGCGACUUUGUCCAAACGACAAGAGGUCCUACGACAAGUCAUCGCGCAGUGCGACACGUUAGUAUCGCCUUCUGCAGGAAACGACGUGGAGAUGGCCGAUAAAAAGUCGAAAAAGCGCCCUGGAGGUGGCGAAGACAAACCCUGUGGAUGGGAUAGGCGUCUGACCCUGUCUGAUGAUGAAAUGGCAUCUUUGAUUAUGGAUGAGCUUAGCCAGAAUCGUGAAGAUAACACAAGGGUCUGCAUGUUACCUAAACGGAGGUGCGAUCGUCAUCAGGGUUGGCCGAAAGUCUUUACUGCUUCGCUAGAUUUGGAGAUGGCUCAAUUAACGAGACGUAAAGAGGAUCUCGAAACGCAGCAUCGGUCGCGAUUGGAUUUGGACGCUCAACUAAAGGCGUCACAGAAAGCGGCCGACGAUUUCAACCUCAAGCUCGGGAGAGUCAAGCUGGGCAAGGUGGCAUAG
Molecule: messenger RNA, 1836 nt
Organism: Kockovaella imperatae
Lineage: Eukaryota; Fungi; Basidiomycota; Tremellomycetes; Tremellales; Cuniculitremaceae
Exons: 8
Coding region: 1-1836 (611 amino acids)
Biological process (GO): positive regulation of DNA-templated transcription
Cellular component (GO): Set1C/COMPASS complex
Source: RefSeq, a predicted model, not a curated record